This is a messenger RNA of Mizuhopecten yessoensis (Yesso scallop), 2745 nucleotides long. Its product is annotated as putative amine oxidase [copper-containing]. Gene Ontology annotation, molecular function: copper ion binding; primary methylamine oxidase activity; quinone binding. Bases 250 to 2631 code for a protein of 793 amino acids. The record is from RefSeq and is a predicted model, not a curated record. The transcript has 5 exons. Lineage: Eukaryota; Metazoa; Mollusca; Bivalvia; Pectinida; Pectinidae. Gene Ontology annotation, biological process: amine metabolic process. Gene Ontology annotation, cellular component: plasma membrane.
GUGUGUUUAAGCUGCCCUAUAUGUGUUUGGCUACACUUAAAGAUACACGUGUAGAGUUGUAUUGAUCAGCACAACGUUUGAAACAAGAUCACGGGUUUUUCUCUCGGUCUAGUUGAUACCAAACAUACGUAGUUUGGUUUAGUGUUACAGUGACAUACCAACCAAUGGUGGUAUUGACCAGCACAACGUAGAUAAGUUAAACACUCGAGAAGAGUUGUAUUGGCCAACACAACGUAGAAAACAAGUGAAAUGAUCGGGGAGAAAGGUGAAAUUGACCGCGCGAACAGAUGGCGCUGUCUGGCCUUAUUCCUGUUGUUGACGUCCUUGAUAUUCCUGGCUGUGAUCAUUUAUAUGGCGACGGAGAUCCAGAAAGACAAUAAGACCCCCGAACAUGACCGCCCUUACCCGGAGCACGGUAAGGUCAAACUGGGCGAACCCUCUGAGCCAUCCGUGUUUCAUGACCUGACGACCGCUGAGAUUCGGGGACUAGUGUCUUACUUAACCCAGGAGGAGUCACUCAACAUCACUCGACCUCCCUCUAAUACCAUCAACACCAAUUACCGCUACCUGGCCGAACUAUACCUACCCAACAAGGCCGCCGUAUUAGAGCAUUUAGACCGCGGAGGACAACAGCCGGCUAGGGAGGCCAUCGUGACGAUAUUUCGAGGUGCUAAAAAUCCCCCUGACGCUAUCGAAAGAUUAGUCGGUCCUCUUCCAAACCCUACGUAUAUAAAAGAGGUUCCCGGGCGACCAUCCUCAGUUCCUUUUAUACUACGACCUAUUAACAUGCCGGAAUACGACAAGGCGGCAAGCUUUGCAAAACAAGAAAUUGACACUAAACUCCGGGAUCAUAUACGUGCGUUUUAUGGCGCAGCUCUCACCGACUGUGGUUCCGAAUGUCUUAUUCUCACCUAUUUCUCAUCAAUGUCACCAAAAGUUAGCGGAGAGCAAACUCGGAAGUUUUGGUUCUGGUUGAGUCGUGACAAAGAGAACUAUUUGUUAAACAAUUUAGAUUUUUCAGUUUUGGUUAAUACUGCGAAUUCUGAUUUCGCUCUUGAAAAGGUAUGGUUCAGAGGUUCCACCUAUGAUGGAAUAGACGAUUUCAAAUCUCGUGUGUUUCUGAAUAGUACCCAAACAUCCUGGCCUGAUCCAAAUCAUGACACUUCGUUCUCAAUGGCAGAAAAACGCGGGAAGCCGUUCUGGGACGAACCUCUAAGAAACCCUGCUCAAGUUGAACCAGAUGGAAAGCGAUACAAUGUGAAUUACAAUCAGGUGACAUACAUGCGCUGGCAGUUUGACUUCCGUAUGUCCAGUGCGUAUGGACCACAAGUCUACGAUAUCCGGUACGAUGGCCAGCGAAUUAUAUAUGAGAUAGGCUUACAAGAGAUGUGUGUUUUCUACUCGGCGAACAACCCAGCACAAAUGUUUGCGGACUUUUUCGACUCUAGUGAUCUGAUUGGCCCGAAGGCUAGUCCGCUAGUGCCUGGAGUCGAUUGCCCCUCUCACGCGACGUUUAUCGAUGCCUCGUUUCUAACGGAAACAUCCGACGAACCGUUCACCACUCGAAAUGUUUUCUGUGUGUUUGAACUCAACACAGGAGACCCGCAUCGCCGACAUUUCAACUACGAACCUCUAACUCAGACCUCGUAUGAGGGAAUGGAGAGCAUUCUCCUCGUCUUCAGGACAAUCCUCACUGUCAUGAACUACGAUUAUAUAAUUGACUUUCGCUUUUUUCAAAACAGUGCCUUAGAAGUUAGAGUUGUCUCCACUGGUUUUAUUUCUACUAGCUACUACAGACCGGAAGAGACUCCGUACGGAUACCGUCUGAACGAUUAUAUUGUCGGAAGUCUUCAUCAUCAUUUGAUUCAUUUCAAAGUCGACCUUGAUGUUUUGGGUACGAGUAAUCGCUUUGCAACUCUGGAUAUUGAACCGGAGUCUGUGGAUAAUACUUGGUCGAAGAUCAACGGGGAAAAAUAUCACCAAACAAAAUUUAGUCAAAACGUGAAGCCAGAUGAGAUGAGCGCUGCUUACAAAUAUGAUUUUAAUUCACCUAAAUAUCUCACAUUUUAUAACAACGCAUCAACCAAUAAAUAUGGCGUGCACAGGUCGUACCGCGUGCUGCCGCGCGGAAUGACAAAGUCACUAUUGGCAGAAGGUUUCGGUAAUGAACCUUCCGCGUCUUGGUCGCGCUAUCAGAUGGCAGUGACUCGCCGGAAAGAGACGGAACCAUUCAGCAGCUCGCAGUAUGCUGCGUUGGACACCACAGACCCUGUUGUGAAGUUUCAGGACUUUUUGGACGACAACGAAUCCAUUCUUGACGAGGAUCUCGUUGCAUGGCUAACGGUAGGGAUGCACCACAUUCCUCACACCGAGGACCUCCCGGUCACCCCUACCCCCGGGAUGGACGUUGGAUUCCUCCUCCUGCCAUUUAACUACUUCUCAGAGGACGCCGGUGUAGCAUCUCGGAAUGCCAUCAGAAUAGAGCCUCAUGACCGAAAAAACUCCGGGGCCGGGCUGAAAGUGGAACGUUACGGUGUUAAACAGGACUUUUCAUGUCGUUCCACGGACAACUCAUUCUGGGAUGACAUCGCGCGUGACUCUACAAUUCUUUUUGAAUCGGACGAUACAUGACAAGAAUAAGGCACAAGACUCAUUUUAUAUAUAUCGUUACUUUAAUCGGAAAAUGUAUAAACACCUUAAACAUCAUACUUGUUUUUAAUCGGAAAAUGUAUAAACACCUUAAAC